Messenger RNA from Amphimedon queenslandica, 722 nucleotides. Its product is annotated as fibrinogen-like protein A. Lineage: Eukaryota; Metazoa; Porifera; Demospongiae; Haplosclerida; Niphatidae. The record is from RefSeq and is a predicted model, not a curated record. The annotation marks the transcript as partial. The transcript has 3 exons.
ACUGACAGUUAACAAGAAUCAAUUAUCAUUUCAUUAUGAAGUAUCCAGUUCCUCUACUGAUACUACUAGUCACUAUUGUUCACAGCAGUUCUGCUAAAUGUAUUGAGGAUGAACUUCCAAUAACAUUCAGUAAUUCAACUGUUAAUGCUCCAUUAUAUUGUCCAAUAGCUCGUGAUUGCAAGGCAUGGCUGGCAGCAGGUGUCAAUAAAAGUGGAAUAUAUCCUGUCAAACCAGACAAUGGAACCGGUUUUCAAGUAUACUGUGAUAUGGAGACUGAUGGUGGUGGAUGGACUGUAUUUCAGAGGAGAGUUGAUGAUAGUGUUGAUUUCAAUCGUAACUGGGCUGACUAUGAAGAAGGGUUUGGGGAUUUGAAGGGAAACUAUUGGCUGGGACUGGCUAACAUACACAGACUCACUCCAACUGAUGAUAGUUCACUUAGAAUAGAACUGGGAGACUUUGAAGGGAACAAACGAUUUGCUAAAUACACUCAAUUCCAGGUACUUGAUGCUAAUAUCCAGUAUGCACUAAUAGUCCAGGGGUAUGGUGGUGAUGCUAAUGAUUCCUUCAGUGGCCAUAGUUUAAUGAAGUUUUCAACUAAAGACAGAGAUAAUGACAUACAUCCAGAUCCAGCUUAUAGUUGUGCUGCAUAUCAUCAAAGUGGUUGGUGGUAUCAUGGAUGCUACAAUUCUAAUCUCAAUGCUCCAUAUUAUAAUAACCCAACA